Molecule: messenger RNA, 780 nt
Organism: Paramecium sonneborni
Lineage: Eukaryota; Ciliophora; Oligohymenophorea; Peniculida; Parameciidae
Source: the annotation of a GenBank genome assembly
AAUGAAAUAGAUCUAAAAAAGAAAAAAUAAAUCCAAGUAAUAAGAAAGGAUUAAACUUGAUUCAACUUAAAUAGUAAAAUUGAUGACAGCACAAAAACAAAAAGGUUCAAAAAAUAAUAUCAGAUUCAUUGGAAUGAGCUUUAUUAAAAUACCAAUAUAUAAAUUCACACCAGAAAUUAAUCAGUUUCUCUAAAAAUACAAAAAAGAAUGUAACAUUUUUAAAUAUUUCUAAGCAACAGUAAAUUUUAUAUAAUGCAAUCUUACAUCUUUAGAAGGAUUGAAUUUUGAUUUUGAAUAAGUUAAACAUUUAAGAAUAGAUUACAACAGUUUGAAAGGAGAUUGUUUAUAAUUUAUAGCUUAAAACUUUCCUGAUUUAUAUUCUCUAAAUCUAAAGCAUAAUUAAAUAGAAAAUUUAUCAGUAUGAAUAAAAUUAAAUUUAGGAUUUAGUACAUCUUAAGCAUUUGAAAAAUUUAUAGGACUUAAAUUUAUCAUUUAAUCCUGUUAAAAGGUAAUAAGAUUAUAAAUAAACUAUUUUUAAACUUUUACCUUAAUUGUUGAACUUAGAUAAUGAAAUGGAUAUUGAUGAUUCAAUGGCAGACACAAGCGAGGAUAUGAUUGUAAUUAUUAUGUAUGUAAUAUUAGCUUUAAAGUUCAGAGAAUGAAAGUGAAAGUGAAGCAAGCUUUGAUGAAUUAGAAGAUAGUAGUGAAGAAGAUAAAAAAAAAAAAAAUGUACGAAAGAAGGUCAAGAAAUGAUUCUAAAAUUUUACAAAUUUAUUUCCC